Maudiozyma saulgeensis is the source of this 1242-nucleotide messenger RNA. The record is from the annotation of a GenBank genome assembly. Lineage: Eukaryota; Fungi; Ascomycota; Saccharomycetes; Saccharomycetales; Saccharomycetaceae.
AUGUCUAGUAAAAACUGUGAACAAAUGAACGAGUAUAAGGUGGUAGUAGAGUAUAACUCUGAUAGAAUUGUCUCCUAUUUACCUAAUGGUUUAUUCCCAAAGGGGAUUUUAGAAAAUUCGAAUUAUUUCAGUCAUGUUGCUUGUAAAUUGAAACAACUUGAAAUUUCCCCUGUGAUAGAAUUUUAUCAUAAAUCUAAGCAAUGGAGAUCACUGAAUUCAGAAAAAGAUUAUUGUCAUGCUGCUGUGACUUUACUUUCUACUCAUAUGCUUUUUGUGAGCAUCAAAGAGAAAGAUUAUAAAGUUGAUGAGGUUGGAGGUGUUAUGGUAUCUCGCGAAUUGUUGACAUCUUUAACAUCACAAAUGGCUCAAUUGGAGUUAUCUUUAAGACAAGAAAGAUUACAGAAAACUUCAACUAAAGACGACAUCUAUUUUGAUAUUGAUCCUCAAAAUAAUGAAUUAUUUGAAUUUUAUUCUAAUAUUAAAUCUUCAGAAGAUUUAGAAAAUAUAAUGAAAAGUUAUCAAAAAUAUCAAAAUUGGAUUCAAAAAUUUAAUAAUGAUGAAAAAUAUUUAGAAAAUCAGUUAGAGAAUAUGCUGGUAUUAACUAAACAUCCAAUUGUACCAUCUUUAUCCAAAGAAACUUCAUCAAAGAAAUUAGAUAGUAUGGAAAAACAGAAUAUUCCAAAUAAAAAUACGAAUACCCAUAAUAAUAAUAACAAUAACUAUCCUUUUACAUUAACUAUCUAUGAGAAAGAUUUGAAUUUUUGUUUUAAAUUGAAAAAUAACACUGAUAUAUACUUUCCAAAUAAAUUGAAUAUUGUAACUAAUUUAGAUGGUGGAUCAUAUGUUAUAUCUGUACCUCAUGGGAUAGGUCCACGUAAUCAAAGAGUAUUCACAAGAUUUAAGAGAGAAUUUGGUUCAGAUUGUCAAAUUUCAGAUUUUAUGUAUUUUCAAAUUAAAGAUAUAGAUGAAAAGACUGUUCUAUAUGAAGGUAUUAGAAGUAAAUUUGAUAAUGAACAAUCUAUAUUCAAAUUAAGAUCAGUAAACCAUUUAACUCUUAGUGGAAUAAAUUUAGAGAAAUUACAAAAACAUAAUUCAACUCCGUCACCACCUUCAGUGAGAUCUUCCGUUGAUGCUGGUGAUAUUAUUUCAACUACAAUUAGUAGUAAUCUCAACGAAUCUACAAGUGGACGUACCUUUGAUGAAUAUGAUUUUUUAAGUGAAACAGAGUUUGAAGAUUACUAA